GGCGGAGUCAACCGAUCCUCUGUUGGGUCUAUCGGUAGUGCUGGGGAGAAUGCAAACAAUGGAGGCAUAAGUUCUGGACAAGCGCCUCCGCUUUUCGAUCCAAUUGGCUUCAUCGGACCUAGCCGACAGUAUGCGGCUGCGAGUUCUAGUUCAAGUAAUUCAUUUUCUGAUGGGGAAUAAGAUCAAUGCUCCCAACUAUGCCCUAAUUUCAUGCCUGCUUUAG
Molecule: messenger RNA, 223 nt
Organism: Protopolystoma xenopodis
Lineage: Eukaryota; Metazoa; Platyhelminthes; Monogenea; Polystomatidea; Polystomatidae
Source: the annotation of a GenBank genome assembly